UACGCUCAAUCCUUGAAAGAGUGUUCCAUUUUGUAAUUUAAUAACUUUCAGAUUUGUUUUGUCUGUUUCUUAUUUAAGUGUAAGAGAAUUGAGAAAGUAAUAAAGGGCAAAUCUUUUUGUGUAAGUUAUUGAGUUUUUGAAAGUUGUGUUUUCUUCUCUAAUGAUGAUGAUGAGUUGCCGUUUGGCCAAAAGCUAUGGUUUAAUCAAAUUAUUGUUGAGUAAUAAUAAUAAUGGGCGUCGUCUUCCGGCUGAUGGGUUCUCUGCGUUUCACAGUUGCUUCACCACGAGGAACAGAUCCAUGUCUGCUUCUUCCUCCUCUAAUCCCAUGUCCCGUGACGAGGCAACCCUGCUUCCGUCUGUUCAAGACAAGUACGGUGGCGUGAUGACCGAGAUGUCUCAUCCCAUGGAUCCUUCUCUCUUCUCCACACUUCUCCGAUCCUCUCUCUCUACCUGGACUCUUCAGGGCAAGAAGGGAGUGUGGAUCAAAUUGCCAAAGCAGCUUAUCGGUCUUGCUGAAACUGCUGUUAAGGAAGGAUUCUGGUUUCAUCAUGCGGAGAAAGACUACUUGAUGCUUGUGUAUUGGAUUCCCAAAGAAGACCAUACGCUUCCUGCCAAUGCAUCUCACCGUGUUGGCAUAGGUGCCUUUGUCAUUAACCACAACAGAGAGGUGUUGGUGGUUCAAGAGAAGACAGGGAGAUUUCAAGGCCAAGGUAUCUGGAAGUUCCCCACCGGAGUUGUGAAUGAGGGUGAAGACAUCCAUGAUGGCUCAGUCAGAGAGGUGAAAGAAGAGACCGGAGUGGAUACAGAAUUCGACCAAAUAUUGGCCUUCAGACAAACACACAAAGCGUUCUUUGGAAAGUCAGAUUUGUUCUUCGUGUGCAUGUUAAAGCCCCUUUCUUUGGAGAUCAAUGCACAGGAGUCAGAGAUUGAGGCAGCUCAGUGGAUGCCUUGGGAGGAAUACAUAAAGCAACCAUUUGUACAGAAUUAUGAGCUAUUGAGGUACAUGACAGAAAUUUGCUCUGCUAAAACCAACGGAGACUACGAAGGUUUCACUCCUCUCCGCGUCACCGCACCUGAUCAACAAGGCAACUUGUACUACAACACCCGCGACUUACAUUCGCGCAAUUGACCUUCUUGCUCAACAAACAGAGCAUUCCUCACAGAUUCUAACGAAGCUGGUUUCUUUGCUGCCUCUCUAUGUAAGCAUUUUGACACUUGAAUCACUACGUAGCUCUCACCAAAACAUAAAGACAUCCCUAAUGAAAACAUUUGCAUUCAAUGCUAUCCAAAUCCAAUACAAUGGCUUUAGUUACAUACAA
Molecule: messenger RNA, 1319 nt
Organism: Arabidopsis lyrata subsp. lyrata
Lineage: Eukaryota; Viridiplantae; Streptophyta; Magnoliopsida; Brassicales; Brassicaceae
Product: nudix hydrolase 2
Exons: 8
Coding region: 161-1129 (322 amino acids)
Molecular function (GO): ADP-ribose diphosphatase activity; NAD binding; NADH pyrophosphatase activity
Source: RefSeq, a predicted model, not a curated record